AUGGAAGAAGAGCCAGAGCGUGAGUUAAAAUAUGGCUGGUCUACUUUCAAACCCAGAUGGCUGCAGAUUGUUAACAAUGCCAAAUGCUUUCUCAUGGCUUCUGUGUUUAUUUGCAUUAUUCAAGGUUCGUCGGCUGAUCAUAUUUUCUGUUUGCACCUCGGGGAGUAUCCCUUCGAUUUUCCGCGACUCUAAAUCUUUUUCAGGGAAGAUAGAGAUGAAUAUUUGACCCUGUUCCAAACAUAAUUUUAGUGAUCCACACUCGACCGUGUAGCUCUAAGAAAACGCACUCACUGUGCUUGACCUUGUUACUCUUUCCCAAUGUUUUCUUUUGAAGGCCUGAAUCUAUAUUCACUUUUAUGAGAGCAGGGAUCAUCUCAUAAUAUUUUAAUUCUCGUUUCGAAAGCCCUUCGCUUCUUUUUGAUGAAAUUAAAUAAAGCCGAGUAGUUCUGGUGACGAGAAUGUUGUGAAUAGAGUUUUCACUCACGUGGCCAUUUAUUGGAACAAAAGAAAGGGAGAGUUGAAAAAACUGACCCCCACUCCGCGGACUACCCACUGACCCCACUCCGCGGACUACUCUACGGACUACUCCGCGGACUACUCUACGGACGAGUCCGCGGACUACCAUGCGGACUACCCUAACUAAUCAACCAAAUUUACUUUCACGGAGAAAAGAGUUAGAAGAAGCGUACCUGCCUACAAGAUCACACUUGAUAAACAGCCGCCAUCUUGAUUUUCGCCAUUUUACUCGACCCAGCUCUCCUUUAGCCUCGCCCCAGUCUUCAUCGGCCACAAGUCAGAGCACGCCGUUCAGCCAAUCGAUGACCACUAUUGGCGCUGGUAACAGUUUUUGUUAUAUUCAGCUUAAAAAUGUUUUUAAGAACUUACUUAUAGCCGUGCUUGGAAGUCACCAUAUUUUUGGAUUCACCUGGCCCACAAGGCCCUUGGAGACGUAUUCUCCUACGUAGGGCACGCAGUCGUUAUUUGGAUCGUCACGCGAGGUUUGGAGAGAAGCGUUGCGUGACGAUCCAAGAACGGAAGCUGCAAUGGACGUAGCAAUGAAGAAGAAGGGCUGGGUCGAGUAAAAUGGCGAAAAUCAAGAUGGCGGCUGUUUAUCAAGUGUGAUCUUGUAGGCAGGUACGCUUCUUCUAACUCUUUUCUCCGUGAAAGUAAAUUUGGUUGAUUAGUUAGGGUAGUCCGCAUGGUAGUCCGCGGACUAGUCCGUAGAGUAGUCCGCGGAGUGGGGUCAGUGGGUAGUCCGCGGAGUGGGGGUCAGUUUUUUCAACUCUCCCCAAAAGAAAGCGUUUGCAUAAGAAAAGAGUUCAACUCCCAGGAUAGGUUUGAAACACCAACAUGGCCGCGCUUUCAUUGUUUAGCCUACACCAAUAUGGUCGCCGUGACGUCAUGUGAAAACACUCUAUUAUCUUUGUUCGAUCUUUCUGCACGCUUAAACUGAGAGCUGCUUUCCUCACUUUAAACAAGUAGCGUUCAAGACUGAUCCCGUGUGAACAUGCUACCGUACCUCCGCCCGUUAACGGAAAGCAUCCAAUUGGAAACUGCUCCUUGUGAACAUAACUUAACAAAAAUAGGAAUCAAACCUGACCCCUAAUGUAAAAGUCCGUUUCUUACAGAGAAAUGCAGAUAAAUGCACUCUCGCUUCCUUUGGGGACUUUAAUACGAGUAGACCAUCAACACAAGUCGAAAAAAGAGAAAAGAGAUUGACAGAAAGAAAAUGAAGUUGGUUGACUUACCUUCAGGCAAUUUUUAGUAACAUCAUGUCCAUAUGAGUCAAUUAACGUGAAGCGUGAGGCUUCUUGUAUUUGUUUAUUAACAGUUAAUUUGUCUUGUUUCUUAUUCUUCAUUAGGUAUGACUGUUGGUGGAUUCACAAAUAUAAGUCUUCCCGCGCUUGAGAAACGUUUUCAGUUUAACAGCAAGGAACUUGGUCUUAUUGCUGCUUCCAACGACAUAUCCUCUGUAUUGCUCAUCUGUUUUGUUAGUUUUUAUGGGCAGUUUGGAAACAAGGUUAAGUGGCUGGGAUAUGGGACUAUAAUAACAGGUUUGUGCAGUUUGGCGCAUGCGUAAUAACUCCUACUACAAGGAGAAGAAGUUAUAGACUUAAUAACUGAGGAAACUUAUCGAUUAGUGAAAUGUAUAGACCCAAAAGGCACCUAAGGGGAACAUGUAAGGGAAAUCGUAUUCCAGAAUCCGGGAAAUGUUUGCUUGUGGAAUCCGGAAUCCUAGGCUUUGGAAUCCGGGUUACUGCUCAAGGAAUCCCACUAACGAUUGGAAUCCGGAAUCCAAGUUCCACUGACUAAGACUGGAAUCCAGUACCUGCAAUCCGACAUCCACGGCUUGGAAUCCAGAAUCCAAGAAUGUCUUGGUUCCCAUGGGGCGAAUGGGUUAGAAAAAGAAACAUAUUCUUUAAUAUACAUGAGUGUGAGUGUUUUUUUUUUCUGCUGAAACUUUUGCAUGUCAUAUAAUAAUUCCUCGGUUAAGUAGACUGUGAGCAAUGCUUUUUCAGUCCUGAGUCGAGUUGAGGUUUGGCAGGAUUACAGGUAUACCCAACAAAUCGAGAGAGUGACUGGAACGGCCUCAUAACACUGGAAUUUUCGAAGAUCAGUUCCUUUUAAUUUUCCAAGCCGAAAACCUUUCCCUUUGGUUUCUUGAUUCCCUUACUCCGGCGAAAUCAACAUCUGUUGAAUUUUUUUCAUAAGGCUUUCACUUGCCCAAUCCGGAAUAAUCUUGUAAAUAAUUGUGACGGUAUUGUGCAAUAGAACAUGAGCAAUGACCUCUCGCGGCUGAAAAAAGUGAAAAUAGUUAUGUAUUUUUUUCUUAGGGAUUGGUUGUUUUACGUUCGUUCUUCCUCACGUUAUAAGCGACACAUAUCAGCCGAAUUUAGAACACACCGGCUCGCGGAAAAUCGAAGAAUGUGUGGUCAGUAACACCACCGGCUUAACGAGUAAGAGCUGUUUCUCUGGAUACGGAUCAAACAAGUUUUACCUGUUUAUCUUCUGCUUUGCCCAAAUAAUUAUGGGUGCUGGUACGACUCCGCUGUACUCACUUGUGCCAGCUUACAUUGACGAAAACGUGAAUCCAAAAACCUCACCUGUUUACUUGGGGAUAUUUUAUGCGGCUGCCAUAACAGGUCCCGGGCUUGGGUUUGUGGUUGGUGGCGCAAUUUUAGGUGAUGUUUACAUACACGUCAAACAGGUGGGUUGACUGAUAAGACCACUUCAUCUCUUAUGUGAUCCCCGCCAAAAUUCAAGGAGUAUCUAUUCAUUUCUGUAUGUCGCUAAAUUGUGGCCAUUAAACGUUUCGUUCCCCUAGCAAAUUCUGUCCUGUGUUAUCAAAUUCGACAACACUAAAUUCUAUUCCGUGUUUCUAAUUUCAAUACUGAUAUAACGCCAAAUUCGAUAUCUUGACAUCACGUUCUGUCACACCAAAUUCUUUGCCGUGAUUUCAAAUUCGUUUGCACCAAAUCCUAUGCUGUGUGCCAAUUUCUAUAACGCCGAAUUCGGUCACACCAAAUUCUGUAGGACACAAUUUUUUUUUACUCUUAUACGUCAAAUGGCAUUAAUAGAGAGCUUUACAAUCAAGUUAACGGCAAUCCUCGAUUUAUACCACGUGGCAAGUCCUUCCACACGUGCGCUGUACAAUUUCUAAUAAAACUCUCUAAUGUCUGGUUGCUGUCACGCAUGCGUUAAUACCAAUAAGGAGCAAAAUGUUCAUUGUCAGUCACUAACAGUGUUAAGUAAGAAUCACUCCAACUGUCAGUAAGUCAGACUCGGGAUUCGUCCUGACAAAGGGCUAUCGCGCGAAACAUUGGUGAUGAAUUGACCAAUACUAUUAACUCGUUUGGUGUUCAGUUCGAAACCAUCUUUUUGGCCUCCUUCCUCAGCAACGCAGCACCUUUAUUUUCAGAUAGUAAGAUAGUAUGUUUAAGUUAUAUCAUACUUUGGUUACUUCUGCGCUAGUUUUUUUUACCACUCUAAAGGCGUUUCAGGAUAUUUUUUUCUUGUGCAGUUUAAACAGUCUUAAGAUUGCAAAAUUUUAAUAAAAGGAGUAAUGUGACGACAUCGUGAUGGCUGGGAGCAGAAAAGGCACAAGUUUUAAAAGUAUCUUUGAAGUUCGGAAGCUCUUAAGAGGUGAGAGCUCCUUCAAUCAGUGACCCAAGAGACUCGAAAAAAAUGGAGUUCUCAACAGAAGUCGGACCUAUGAGUUCCUGGUUACUGUACUCCAAACGUUCUAUACCGCUGAUCUACAGGAAACCAUGCCAGCAGUGGGAACCAAGGCAUUAAACUAAGUUAACAUGACAGACAUCCCAAGACUGGGAUGUCUAUAGGUCGCUGAUUCGAAAUAAUAUAAAUGUGACAGUAAAUAUUAAGCAUGAUAAAUAAAUAAGAAUGAUGUCGUCGGAAGUCUUUUUUUUCGGAACUUUCGAGGUCACCAGGUCAAGGUCGGGGUCGGAGGCCACUGGCUUUUGUUUCUUUGCAAUGCAUAUUAUUGCCUACCCAAAGUUACUAUGACUAGACUUCAUGCUCUUUUAAUAACAAGAGUAACAACAAGAUGUCAACAAGUAACAACAAGAUGUCUUUUGUUCAUCUUUAGCCAAAGGGAGCCAAAUUAUCCCCAAGGGACCCUCAAUGGAUAGGGGCCUGGUGGCUAGGGUACGUCUUGUCUGCUGGUCUGAUGAUAUUAUUUGCAAUUUUGAUCCUUGGCUUUCCCCGCGAGUUACCCGGCUCAAAAGAGAAGCGUGAUCAAGCCAUCAAAGAGGGGCACUUGCCAAAAACAGAUCUCAAGUUGAGACGAAAAUUGAAAGAUAUCUUACCAGCUACCUUGCAACUGAUCACAAAUCCAACGUACCUGUUUAACACCCUUGCCCUCACUGCAAGUUCACUCUUUGGGGGUGGAGUAGGUCCCUUCAUUGCUAAGUUUGCUGAGACAAACUUUGGUGUCCACCCCGCCGUUGCUGGACUGACGCUUGGAACAGUCUUUAUGGUUGGAGCUGCAGGUACGUGCAAAUUCAGAUGAAUACACUGUGGAAUCUCUAUUCAGGGCACACCCUAGCUCAGGACCAAGGCAGGUGUUCCCUGGAUACUUGUUAGAGGUGUCACCUGAAUUGAAGUUGGGUUGGGGAUUGUUAAUAAAUAAUCAACAAAUAAAGUAUAUAUUUUUUUAUUCUGCCUCGGAAUCUGCUGCAGUCAUCAUUUCAAGCAGCUAGGUAAUGUACGACAACUCAUGAAUAUCUUAUCUCUGCGAUAUUGUGUGUCGAAUUCCCACAAGUGUAGUUCAACGAUUUAAGUAAAAUACUUCAAGUUGUGAAAGCUUUUCCUUUCACUGGUUAACUAGCGUCUUAAACAGGGUAUCUACUUGCACCAGAAGCGUUUAAAAGAGUGUGAAGGCUUGUGAUGAACGGUCUACAUUUGAGGUACCAACAAUUUUUUUCCAAAAGAAUCUAAUCCAUGAUAUUAGUUUGAAAAGUUAUUUAAUCCUGAAAGCAAAAUGAAAAAAAAACAGGGUCAUAAAAUAAGGUCCCUCGUCUUAAAAAGGGUAGCGCGAUAAGCAGUUUUUGUCUUAGGCCUGGUUCAGACGCUGUUCUUAACUUUUCAUGUGCCGAACCUAGCUGAAGAAGUUCGACUCUGGAGCGACACUGGCGCGACAUCUGAUUCAGACGGCGCACCGUGUGUCGAGCCUAAGUUAAUUUCGACAAAAGCUGUUCGACAGACUCUGUCGAACCUUUGCCGCACUUAACUAAAACUGCCGUAUUAAAUCGAUUCAGACACCGCUCUUUUGCCGAUCAUUUAAUCGAUCAUUUACGGUAAUUCAUCAUCAGUUAGGUUCGGCACAUGAGUGGAGCGACGUCUGAACCGGGCCUUACACCGGCAGGGUCAGGGCUUGCGGGCCUCAGCGGAACACCUCUACCUAAACUUUGAUUUAGUGUCCCCCGGGUGUCAUAUUUAGUCAACUCUCGCCUUGAGGACACCCCACUACAGUCAACUCCCUUUAUAGCGGACACUGUAGAAACCUCGAGUUAGUGUCUUCAUUAGCGAGAGUCCGCAAUUUAUUUUUGCCUGGGAUUUUACUGCUGUCCAUAUUAUAGGGGUGUCCGUUAUAAUUGGGUGUACGCAAGGCGAAAGGUGACUGUAUAACGGACAGCCCGAUAAUACGGACAGCAUCAAAAUCCCAGGCAAAAAUUAAUUGCAGACGUUUGACUGAAAUAGACUCCCGCUAAUGAGGACACCAACUCGAGGUCCCUACACUAUCCGCUAUAAAGUGAGUUGACUGUACAACUUUUCGAUUUAUUAGUAACAAUCCGUGCUUUUCGCUUUCCUGUAGGUGGUAUAGUUUUAGGUGGUUUUUUGGUCAGGAGAUUCAGUUUAAAGAAAUCUUGCAGACUCUCUGCCAAGUGUUGCCUGAUUAUCCAGCUGCUUUCAGUUUGGACAUCGAUUGCUUUCCUCAUUCCCGGAUGCGAUGACAUAAAUUUAGCUGGAGUAGUAAAACCUUUUUACAAUAGGUAUGAACUGUUUUAAACUAAGUUGGAUUGUUUUUAUUUAAUAGACUAUCAGAGAAAAUAAAAUGUAAGGGAUAUUCUGGCUGUUUUCAAUUUUUUAUUCCUUUUAUUAGGGACAAAGAAUAAUGAAGGGAAAGAAAUACGGUAGAUAAUGAUAAUAAUAAUAAUGAUGAUGAUGAUAAUCAUGAUGACAUGAUGUUGACGAUGAUGAUUAUUAUUAUUGUCCCAUUAUGGCUCUUGGUUAUUGUUAUAACUAUGAAUUCCUCAGCUUCUUGAAAACGUUUCAUGCUUCUAUACCAACGUUAGCCUCCCCGCAGACGUCCGUUGGGGUUCGUUUGUCACGCAUUAGAAAUGAAUGCGUGAGAAACGAACCCCAACGGACGUCUGCGGGGAGGCUAUAGCAACGUGUAAUAUAUACAAUCGAGACUCUAAAGCUACAGAGUGACCAUGUGUCCUCUUUCACGAGGGUGGCCACUCAAUAAACUUUUGACUGUUUCACUUCCAUGGCAGCUCUUUAAUGGAAACGCGCAGCCCACUGGCUCCAUGCAAUAUGAAUUGCAGUUGUUCGUUGGCCAGCAUGAAUCCCGUUUGUGGACAGGACAAGCUGACGUACUUUUCGCCUUGUCAUGCAGGAUGCCAGCAAACAACAAGAACACAGGUAAGCAAGGUAUAUUGUUUGUAAAAAAAAAUAACAAAAUAAAACAUACAUAAAGGUAAUAUUAAGGCAAGGUUUCCCUGUAAUGACUAUGAUGGUUAAUAAAUUAUUUAAGCAAUAGAAAACGUUUUCCGUGUUUGCAUAGCCUGAUAUAAACACGAGAGGGGUUGGGAGAAUUCGAGACAGUUAUGCAAACCCGAGACGAAGUCGAGGGUUUGCAUAACCGUCGAGAAUUCUUCCAACGCCUCGAGUGUUUAUAUCAGGCUAUGCAAACACAGGAAAAAAGUUUUCUAUUGCUUUUAUAAAAUAACUUUCCCCAGAAAAAAAAAGCAAAACUCUUUGUAUGGCUCUGAUUAAAAGAGAAAUUCUUACCAGGCGCAAAAUCUUGUCCACGAAGUCUUGCACGCGUAAUCAGUUCUUGUUUUGCAAAAAGAUGCUUUGUAAAAUAUGGAUUUUUCUCGCUUAAAAUGUCAGCUUAAGCAAAGAAAAAUUGACUCGCCUUCUUUGUAACGAUUUUCCAUGUUUCAGCCGACGAAGGAAUGGGUAAAUAAAAUAGACUUGUCGAGUUUUGAACUCGAAAACUUUUUCAAAUUCGUGCUUGCGUGAUUAGCGCGCGAAAAGCCAAACAACUUGACGCCACAACCAUGUUUACAUACUCUCAUGCAAACACUCCUCUCGGCUAAUCAGAGCGCGCGUACUAUCUUAGUUAUUUUAUAAAAUUUAUUACAUGGCCGUUUUGGCGUUAUUCUUCAAAUGAAUACAAUAGAAACUCUCCCUCGCUGUGGCUCUCUUCGUCCCUCAUAGUAAAGAAGUAUCGAUAUGCUAAUAUUUUUCUUUCAGUUAUAUUUUGUCUCGAUAUUUUUUGUUGCUUUCGCCCUCGCGCUCGUAGCUUUUACUCAAAACUCAUUCGAGCCACAGACCCGAGAAAAAUUUUCAUAAUGCCCGGUCAUUUCAAGAGUGCGCGUACUAUUGCCGCCAUAUAAUAAAUUAUAGUUCCAGGACUUCCAUGUGUUACUAGUCCUUGGCGUAAGGACACUUCAAGCGCUAGUGUGUUCAUUCUCUUUUUAAAAGUUGUAGGUCUCCGUGUUUUAUUAGUGUGAUAUUUUUUGUAGUGAUUUUUUUUUUCUUUAUUUCUUUUUGUGCUCACUGGCUGAUAGCCAGUUGAGCACAAUGUCAGAACCCCUGUUAGUCCGUCCGUCCGUCCGUAAGAUCAUUUCUAUUGUUCUGUAGCGCACGCCGUUAACGCAAAAAUUUAGGACCAGAAAGUGCCUGGCUUGAUACCUGCUAUCGCUUUUUUUUCAACAAUUUAAUAGAUUGUUGUUGUUGUUGUUGUUCUUCUUCUUCUUCUUCUUCUUCUUCUUCUUAAGCCCAACCAUUUAAUGUAUAUUUUCUCAUUUGUUAACUCUGUACAUUUCCGAUAUAAAAAUCGGAAUAUGCUAAUAUAUACUAUAGAAUUGGUGGAUUGCCUAAGCCAGUCUGAGACUAAUUUUUUUUGCAAUUUCCAUCCAUUCGUAAUUGCUUAAUGUGUUGUUUGAGUUUUAGUAGCGUAAUGAAUGUUUUUUCAACCGUUGGUGGUAUAAAAUAAGGCUGUGGGAAAAUGAAACACGCGAAACUGUCAUUUUUAAAAUGUCAAUAAACAUUCAAUUGAAAUGUCACAAAUUGACAUAAAUUCAAACCACUAGCAUUUUUGAAAUUUCAUCUUAUGGUAACUCAGUUAAUUUAUCAUUUCAAAAUUAAUUAGACUGAAAGAAAUGAAUUUGUAAGAAGUUAGUAAGUUUAAAGACCUUUAAACAGUCCAGAUCAGCUUUCGAUACUCGGUGCCGUCUUUUCUUUUCAAGGACUUUGCUAACUUCAUAUGCGUUUUUUUUCGCUUAAAAUGAAUAUUCUUCAGAGACUUACUGACAAUCAGGCCUUUGCAGCACCCUCCCCCGCUGGCGAUUGACCUGAAGGCCUGUCAGCACAUACAACAACGGAAAGUUAGCUCACGGCCUGAGCUUAACGAUGACACCGACCAAGAUGGCAAGCCCCUUGUUAAAAAUUCGGUAGUGCGAAUAUUCUGUGGCAUUUUCCAGCAUGUUUUCAAAACUGAUUCGGCUAGAAAUAGAUAAAUACAUGAAUAAAUGAGGAAUACUGAAAUAAAUGUUUCCUGAAACUGUUACCCUAUUUAAGAUCAAAAUUGUGAAUUUCCUACUUUAUUACCCUGCGCUUGAACCGCUGUUCUGAAGAACCGAAUGAUAACAAUUCCAGACCCCGGUAUAAAAAAAAUACCGUGGGGAUGGUAGAGGAAUAACCAUCAAAAACAUCGAAAGGUGCUUUCAUUCUUGAUUUUAGGCAUUCAACUGUAGCUGCGUUGAUCUUGGGGGAAACAACACUCAAACCAGUUCAGCAAAGAAAGGUUACUGCGACCGUGGAUCUGGAUGCAAGAAUUACAAAUACUUCCUUAUGAUCAAUGUUUUGCUGCUUUCGGCGGUUUUCUUGGUAGCGAUACCAAACAAAACAGUGGUUCUACGGUAAGAAAGUAUAGCAUUACUAACGCUUAUUCCGUCUCAGCUUGCAGCACUUCCACUAGCCCACCCUAUGUUCGGUAGGUCGUAGGUUCAUAUACAGUUGGGGGCUCCAAUUUUCUUCUUUUCCCACACUCGUAAAGUGUUGAUUAUAAGAUCUUUUAACUUUUGUGAAUUGAACCCUAGCCUGCGACCAGGGACCAGGCCUCGCUAUAUGAGGAAAAAAUAGCAAAAACGGAGUGAAAUAGCAUAAAAAAAAUCAGCGAGCCGAAGGAGCCGAGCGGUGGACUGGGAAGGGGUAGCCACCCUUUCUUAGCAAAGCAAGCCGAGCUGUAGUCUGGGGACUAACCGAUUUUUUUCGCGCCAGUUUCUUCAACUACCUAGCCUGAUCCUAGGCCAAUCAAACCCUAACUUAAGGGAGUCCCGUACCUCGUGAUGCUUAAAUAAGCGCACCAUUUAGCUGUAGAAGCUGGCUCCAACGGGACACGUUCCUGAUGCCCUGCGAGUAGUGGUUUCUACAGGCCGGACGCUAAGCGUAGCGUCCAGCCACUGCUCGCAGAGUACGUGGCUGAUAUCUACACGUACGUACAUAUUCAGUCGUUAAUAUUCCAUAAUCUAACUCAGUCCAUAUUUGCCUAUACCUUAUUUUAUUUCAUCAGGUGCGUACCAGACAAUCACAGGUCUUACUCUCUCGGAUUUCAAUUCAUCUUCCAGCGGUCGCUCGGGUUCGUACCAGGGCCCAUCAUUUUUGGAUGGAUGUUUGAUUCGGGGUGUCUAUUUUGGGGGGAAAGUUGCAACAGACGAGGCCGAUGCCAAAUAUACAACAUGUGGAAUAUUGCAACGAAAAUUACCAUCUUUGGAUUUGUAAUGAAAGGUAAAUAUCUAGAGCGAAGGAUAGACAUUAAGGUUUCAGAUGAGUCCGCUUUCUGAUGAAAUCAGCAAUCCGCAAAAUAUUACAAUACUCCGUUCUUUCAGGGUUGUUUCUAUUAUGACAAAACACUUACUAGUGUGGUUGGAAGAUUACCUUAGUUUAUAAAUGAUAAUUAGUAACAAGUCACCCUUCUGAAGGUUUUUCGUUUUACUUCAUUAUGCAUAACCAAACCUCGAACCUCGAAAUUGACUUUAAAACACUACAAAUUGCCAGAAAGACGAUCCCAGCCUUUUGUUUUGUCCCACUAGCAACGACGACGGUGACAGCAAUGAGAACAGCGAAAAAACCAAUAGGUUUAAUAACCAAAACAACAACUUUACACGUGCAACACACUUUGCACAUUUCUUUGCCGUCGCUGCACGACUAGAAAAUGCCUAAUUUCACGUUUUGUCGAAGAUGUAACACAAGACAACGACUUUCUUUUUCGUUUCCUGAACCCUGAUACAGUCUUUUAGAAUUCAAGUCAAGAAAGACGAAUUGAACGAGAUGGAAUAAGCGUGAUAAAGUUAAGUAACGCUUUUGCAGCCGUCGCGGUCGUGGUUUCUUAUAUAAUAAGCUUGCUAAUGUCCACAGCCUCAAAAGUUAGCACUGCAUACUAAAUAGUUGAUACAACUGACGUGAAAGUACUGCUGAAGAUGUUUCAUUUGACUGCAUGGUCACACUGGCAUAGGAUUUCAUCCACAGACUCAAAAGUUAGAACUAUACAUACUAAAUUAAUAUAUAAUACCAUGUGAACGUACUGCUACAGAGUUUUUUAUUUGAAUCACAGACCAGAGGAUUUCAUCCACAAACUCAAAGGCUUCAACCACUUAACGAGACUUCAUCAUUCUUUCAAGGAGGCUUGGAGGAUGUUAUCCACCGAGGCCGAACUCGAUCUGCAUAAUUCUUCAUAUCAUACGGGGGCACCCAACGACAGUUUUUGGAAAAUGUCUGUUCGGAAGACGAUUUGAGAUCUAGAAUUUUCGGAACAUUUGUUGUAAAUUAAAAUUUCUUGCUUGCCUGCCUCUCCUAGGAUUUUCGAACAUCUAAACAAUGGUAUAACUGCCCAUUUUCAACGGAUUUUUACCCUGAAAAGGUCACCUAGAAAUUUCGGGAGCCUCUUUUCUGGCUGAAAUUUUCGAAAAGGUAAGUUUUGAUCCUUGUAAUUUUCGUAUUACUAGACUUUCAGCUAGGAAAUCCGAACAGAUGAGAAAUUUUUAGGGGAUAAAAAUAUGCCUAUAUCUACCGUUUAAAUACUAAAAUACGUUCAACAAUGCUAUGUUUAAGUGGUUUUGAACUAUAUUCUCGUUGGGUGCCCCUGAUCAGCCUUGUUCAAUAUAAUUGUUAAAUCUUGGUGUAUACUGUGUCAAGGUCUCUUAAUAACUUUAUUUCCUUUAUUUUACUUUCAGGUAUCUCUAUACUUCUUUACUUCCUCUCUUUCUGGUUUUGCAAACCAAGUUACGACAAUGAAAGUCAUCACAGCAGCAAAGAAACUGGUCAUGAAAAUAUGACUGACAAUUCAAUGAACGGUGAUGCAUUGGGUAGCACAGAAAGUGCUUUAUAAAGUGUCUCGGCGAAUUGUGGGGAAUAUUAGCUGGAUAGACCAUCUAGUGAUCGGAGGAAGGACCACUGACCGACAGCCGACGCACUUGAUCUGAAUGUUGAGAUAAUGAAAGCGUCAAAGUCAAGAUAAACGUUAUAAAAAGCACUCAAGGUAGAGCAACAAUAAGCCUAUUUGAUUGGAAAUAAUCAAGGAUUUCAUCAGAUGUCAAAAUUUAAAACCUAUACCUUGCAUUUUACAUAGACAGUAUUUUUCUCGCCACAAUUUCACGAUUUUCUUUACGUUAUUUGAUAAACUAUACUAGAACUCAUAGAUGAU
Molecule: messenger RNA, 12457 nt
Organism: Porites evermanni
Lineage: Eukaryota; Metazoa; Cnidaria; Anthozoa; Scleractinia; Poritidae
Source: the annotation of a GenBank genome assembly